Amaranthus tricolor (Joseph's coat) is the source of this 2030-nucleotide messenger RNA. Its product is annotated as UDP-glucose 6-dehydrogenase 2. Gene Ontology annotation, biological process: glycosaminoglycan biosynthetic process. The transcript is spliced from 2 exons. Lineage: Eukaryota; Viridiplantae; Streptophyta; Magnoliopsida; Caryophyllales; Amaranthaceae. The record is from RefSeq and is a predicted model, not a curated record. Gene Ontology annotation, cellular component: nucleus; cytosol. Gene Ontology annotation, molecular function: UDP-glucose 6-dehydrogenase activity; NAD binding. Bases 263 to 1705 code for a protein of 480 amino acids.
UGUGUUUUGAUUUCAUCGUGGAAGAAAAAUGAAAAAUAGAAAAAAUACGAAAAAGGGUCCCACAAUCUCUCCUACCGGUGGGUGGAUCACUACAUCUCAGCUUCUCAGUCUUCUUCUCCUCGUCUUUUGCGUAAACUAUUAAUUAAUAGCGACGUUUUCAUAUUCUUUUAUUCAUUCUUAUUUCUCCCUAACUUCUUCUCUCUCUCUGAUUCCCUAUACCCAGCUCUACUCUUCAGUCUUCAAUUACAAACAGUUUGUGAAAAUGGUGAAGAUUUGCUGCAUUGGGGCUGGUUAUGUGGGAGGACCUACUAUGGCUGUGAUAGCUCUCAAGUGCCCGAAGAUUGAAGUUGCUGUGGUUGAUAUCUCGGUGUCUCGAAUCAAUGCAUGGAACAGUGACCAGCUUCCGAUCUAUGAACCUGGCCUUGAUGAUGUUGUGAAGCAAUGCCGUGGGAGGAACCUUUUCUUCAGCACCGAGGUUGAGAAGCACGUUUCUGAGGCCGACAUUGUCUUCGUCUCCGUCAACACCCCAACUAAAACCAGGGGUCUUGGAGCUGGCAAAGCUGCAGAUCUAACCUACUGGGAGAGCGCUGCUCGUAUGAUUGCUGAUGUUUCGAAAUCAGAUAAGAUUGUUGUUGAGAAAUCGACUGUUCCGGUGAAAACUGCUGAGGCCAUUGAAAAGAUCUUAACCCACAACACCAAAGGAAUCAAAUACCAGAUCCUGUCAAACCCCGAGUUCCUUGCUGAAGGUACUGCAAUUCAGGACCUUUUUAACCCUGACAGGGUUCUCAUUGGUGGCCGAGAAACCCCAGAAGGCCUUAAGGCGGUCCAAGCACUGAAGGAUGUUUAUGCUCAUUGGGUUCCGGAGGAGAGGAUCUUAACCACCAAUCUUUGGUCUGCUGAGCUUUCUAAGCUUGCUGCUAACGCCUUUUUAGCGCAGAGGAUUUCAUCCGUCAAUGCUAUGUCAGCGCUCUGUGAGGCUACUGGGGCAGAUGUUACCCAAGUCUCGUAUGCUGUCGGUAAGGACACUAGGAUCGGGCCCAAGUUUUUGAAUGCUAGUGUUGGUUUUGGUGGGUCUUGCUUCCAGAAAGACAUUUUGAACUUGGUGUACAUCUGUGAGUGCAAUGGCCUUCCUGAGGUUGCUGAGUAUUGGAAACAGGUCAUAAAGAUCAACGAUUACCAGAAGAGUCGUUUUGUGAACCGGGUUGUUUCCUCCAUGUUCAACUCAGUUUCAAACAAGAAGAUUGCUGUCCUUGGAUUUGCAUUCAAGAAAGAUACAGGUGACACUAGGGAGACUCCUGCCAUUGAUGUGUGUAAAGGAUUGUUGGAAGAUAAGGCGAGGUUGAGCAUCUAUGACCCACAAGUUACCGAAGACCAGAUUCAGCGAGAUCUCACCAUGAAGAAGUUCGAUUGGGACCAUCCCAUUCACCUUCAGCCCACAAGUCCCACAACUGUGAAGCAAGUGAGUGUGGUUUGGGAUGCUUAUGAAGCCACCAAAGAUGCUCAUGGUUUGUGUAUCCUAACAGAAUGGGAUGAAUUUAAGAAACUCGAUUACAAGCGGAUUUUUGACAACAUGCAGAAGCCCGCUUUUGUGUUCGAUGGAAGAAACGUAGUGAAUGCAGACGAGCUGAGGGAGAUCGGCUUUAUUGUGUAUUCGAUUGGUAAGCCUUUGGAUUCAUGGCUCAAAGACAUGCCUGCUGUUGCUUAGGAAUCGAAUCACUCCAAGAAGUUGUUAUCGGGAUACAGACUUGGAAACUCAUUUCAGGAUUCAAUUAUAGAAUUAUUCUUUCAUAUCUAAUGCUCUUCUAAGCUGUUGUACUUUUAAAAUUUUCUUUCUUCGGUUUUGUUUUCUGCUAUUGAUCUCCCACACCCGAAGGAUCCUCAACAAGGAAUACUGCCAUCUUUGCAUUUGCAUAUGGUGUGUAUCUAUUUUUACGUUGAACUGUUUGUAUGAUGCUGCAGCCCUGUCUUUUGCUGCCUUAGAUAGAAUGAUUAAUCGCCAUUUUUGUUAAAUGGUUCUUUAAAGAAUUUGC